Sclerotinia borealis F-4128 is the source of this 1137-nucleotide messenger RNA. The record is from the annotation of a GenBank genome assembly. NCBI's taxonomy places the organism in Eukaryota, Fungi, Ascomycota, Leotiomycetes, Helotiales, Sclerotiniaceae.
AUGCUGUCAAGAAACUCCGUCAGGUCGGCGCAAAAUCUUUUGCGAACCGCCCACGUCGCUCCCACUAGAACUUUCGCAACUAUCCAAUCCGACAUCUUCAAGCCUACGAAGUAUGGUGGAAAAUAUACUGUCACUUUAAUACCGGGUGAUGGUAUUGGAGCCGAAGUCGCCGAGUCCGUGAAGACAAUUUUCAAAGCAGACAAUGUGCCGGUUGAAUGGGAACAGGUUGAUGUGUCUGGUGUGGAAACUGGAGACAAACACACUGAGGAUCUUUUCCGGGAGUCAAUAGCAUCUUUGAAGAGAAACAAGCUUGGUCUUAAGGGUAUCUUACACACCCCUGUCGAGAGAUCUGGUCAUCAAUCUUUCAACGUCGCACUCAGACAAGAACUCGACAUCUACGCAUCCAUUGUCCUCAUCAAGAACAUCCCAGGUUACAAGACCCGCCACGACAAUGUCGAUCUCUGCAUCAUCCGUGAGAACACCGAGGGAGAAUACUCUGGAUUGGAACAUCAAUCGGUUCCAGGUGUUGUCGAAUCCCUUAAGAUUAUCACCCGCGCAAAGUCCGAGAGAAUUGCCAAAUUCGCAUUCAGUUUUGCUCUUGCCAACAACCGCAAGAAGGUCACCUGUAUUCACAAGGCAAACAUUAUGAAACUGGCAGAUGGUCUUUUCCGUAAAACCUUCAACGAUGUUGCUAAGGAGUACCCCACUUUAGAAUCCGACGAUAUGAUUGUCGAUAACGCUUCUAUGCAAUGUGUAUCCCGACCACAGCAGUUCGAUGUCAUGGUUAUGCCUAACUUGUACGGAGGAAUCUUGUCCAACGUUGGUGCUGCUUUGGUCGGUGGCCCAGGUCUUGUUCCUGGAUGUAAUAUGGGACGUGACGUUGCUGUUUUUGAACCUGGUUGCCGUCACGUUGGUUUGGAUAUCAAGGGCAAGGACCAAGCAAACCCAACUGCUAUGAUCCUCUCUGGUUCCAUGCUUUUGAGACAUCUUGGUCUUGACGACCAUGCUAACAGAAUCUCCAAGGCUGUCUAUGAUGUUAUUGCUGAAGGAGCCGUAAGAACUCGUGAUAUGGGUGGAAACAACUCAACUAACCAGUUCACCCGUGCUAUUUUGGAUAAGAUGGAGUUGGCCGGAUAG